Mandrillus leucophaeus (drill) is the source of this 2197-nucleotide messenger RNA. It is a transcript of the gene ZIK1, whose product is annotated as zinc finger protein interacting with K protein 1. Lineage: Eukaryota; Metazoa; Chordata; Mammalia; Primates; Cercopithecidae. The record is from RefSeq and is a predicted model, not a curated record. Gene Ontology annotation, molecular function: DNA-binding transcription repressor activity, RNA polymerase II-specific. The transcript is spliced from 3 exons. Gene Ontology annotation, biological process: negative regulation of transcription by RNA polymerase II.
ACUUCAGUGGCGGUCAUUUUUGCAGCGCUUGGGUGAAUCCAGACCGUCAAGAGCUUUGGGAGCGCUUUGUUUGGCGAGAGAGUCGGAAGGCGCGAGGGGAGGGGUCCUCCCGCUGAACAGUCGGGGGUCUAAGGGUCGGCGGCGGCGGGGUUGACGGCUUUGCCCAGGUCCCCGCGCCCGUCGCUGUCGGGUCCCGGCCCCGCUCUGCCCAGACUCCGAUGGCUGCGGCUGCGCUGAGGGCCCCGACUCAGGGCUGUGUGACCUUUGAGGACAUCGCCAUUUACUUCUCACAGGAAGAGUGGGGACUUCUUGAUGAGGCUCAGAGACGCCUGUACCUUGAAGUGAUGCUGGAGAACUUUGCCCUUGUAGCCUCACUGGGUUGUGGCCAUGGAACAGAGGAUGAAGAGACACUUUCUGAGCAGAAUGUUUCUGUAAGAGUAUCACAGUCAAAGGCAGGUUCAUCCACACAGAAGACUCAAUCCUGUGAGAUGUGUGUCCCAGUCCUGAAAGAUAUUUUGCGUUUGGCUGAUCUCCCUGGGCAGAAACCAUACUUGGUUGGAGAAUGUACAAACCAUCACCAGCACCAGGAGCAUCACAGUGCAAAGAAAUCCUUGAAGAGGGACAUGGACAGAGCUUCAUAUGUGAAGCGCUGCCUAUUCCAUAUGUCAUUGAAGCCCUUUCGCAAAUGGGAGGUUGGAAAGGACCUCCCAGCCAUGUUGGGGCUUCUGAGGUCCCUGGUCUUUCCUGGAGGCAAGAAACCCAACACAAUUACUGAAUGUGGGGAGGACGUUUGCAGUCAAAAAAGUCAUUACAAGUCAGGUGAAUGUGGGAAGGCUUCCAGGCACAAACACACUCCUGUUCAUCAUCCAAGAGUCUACACUGGAAAAAAGCUUUAUGAGUGUAGCAAAUGUGGGAAAGCCUUCCGGGGCAAGUACUCACUUGUUCAGCACCAGAGAGUCCAUACUGGAGAAAGGCCUUGGGAGUGCAGUGAAUGUGGAAAAUUCUUUAGCCAAACCUCCCACCUGAAUGACCAUCGGAGAAUCCACACCGGAGAAAGGCCUUAUGAGUGCAGCGAAUGUGGAAAAUUAUUUAGACAAAACUCCAGCCUUGUUGACCACCAGAAAAUACACACUGGAGCAAGGCCUUAUGAGUGCAGCCAGUGUGGGAAAUCCUUUAGCCAAAAAGCCACCCUUGUUAAACACCAAAGAGUUCACACUGGAGAAAGGCCUUAUAAGUGUGGUGAAUGUGGGAAUUCCUUUAGUCAAAGUGCCAUUCUUAAUCAACACCGAAGAAUUCACACUGGAGCAAAGCCUUAUGAGUGUGGCCAGUGUGGGAAAUCCUUUAGUCAAAAAGCUACCCUCAUUAAACACCAGAGAGUUCACACUGGAGAAAGGCCUUAUAAGUGUAGUGAAUGUGGGAAAUCCUUUAGUCAAAGCUCCAUCCUUAUUCAACACCGGAGAAUUCAUACUGGAGCAAGGCCUUAUGAGUGUGGCCAGUGUGGAAAGUCCUUUAGCCAAAAGUCAGGCCUCAUUCAACACCAAGUGGUUCACACUGGAGAAAGGCCUUAUGAGUGUGACAAAUGCGGGAAUUCCUUUAGCCAAUGCUCCAGCCUCAUACAUCACCAAAAAUGCCAUAACACAUAGAGGCCUCAUGAAUGCAGCAAAUGUGGAAGCGCCUUCAACUCAAGAUCUAUCACCAUUUAGCUCCUGAAAGUCCACACUUAAGUAGAGCCUUAGACCUACAGGGAAUGUGCUGUCUCUGUAGUACUGUAGCAGUAGAGGGCCUUUGUGAGGGAGCCAUCUGCCUAAAGUUGAACCUCAUUCUUCCUUGUUUCUCUGGUAGAAACCGUCUACCCUCUGCCACCUUGCACAGUGGGCAUUGGUCACGCUGAUGUGCUAGGGCAAGGCAGACAUUUGUGUGUUCUCUUAGUCUUUGGAGGAAAUCUUGAGCAAUCUAAGCCUUUAGAGAAAAUUCAUUCUUUUUUCUGACUGAUCACAGCAUACAUGGGACCCAGUUUUGGUCAGGAGGGCCCAGCCUUGGUUCUGCUGGACGCUUAUGUGCAAGGAUUCCCUUUAUGUAAAUUCUUCGUCUCACAUGACACCUGGUCAUUCUUCUAGCCUCCAAGUCACCACCUGGUGAAUGGCUGCCUCACAUUGCUGCAGUUUGUGCACUAAUAAAAGCCUUAUAUUUGAAUCUA